Hirsutella rhossiliensis is the source of this 1161-nucleotide messenger RNA. RefSeq lists its product as uncharacterized. NCBI's taxonomy places the organism in Eukaryota, Fungi, Ascomycota, Sordariomycetes, Hypocreales, Ophiocordycipitaceae. The transcript has 4 exons. Bases 1 to 1161 code for a protein of 386 amino acids. The record is from RefSeq and is a predicted model, not a curated record.
AUGUCUGUCCAGAGAAAAGAUGCCUUCACCAAAGCUACGGUCCUCGAUGGCUGCCUCUCACGAUGGCGUGAAAAUUUUAGAAAGAUCAGACCACCACAAGACUCAUAUCAAGAAAGGGUUAACUUUGCUGAGCACCGCUUGCAAAGUCUGUGGAGAGACAUACCAUCACAUCCCAGUCCAGACCAACUCUGCUCCAUUCGAGAAACGACUUUGGCGAUUGGAGGUGAGUUGAAAGAGCUCGAGCUCAAUCGUGAGGCUUUCAUAGAGCUCGAGAAGGUCGCGCAUGAUGAGAAAAUGCAAGCACUUCUGCAAUCGCUUUGCGAUGAUGUGGUGAGGACACUUGGCCCGACCGUAGUGCACAGGUCACUUCAGGAACACGACCUCGACGAAGCCAUUCCACUUCAGCCGCCAUCGCCGGUGCAGAAUGCGUUCUUGGAGGAAGACGCGGCAGAUGGUCCCGGGCUAGAGAUUUCUAGAAAACGAAACCAUGAUACCCCUGCUGCGGGCGAAAUACGCAAGCGCGCUCGCACUGAGAUACAACCGUCAGCGAUGGACGAAGGGUCGGCAGCGUUUCGAGACGUGUUCCCAAAAGACAAAGUUUCACCGGGAAAGCCCACGAUAGUCGAAUAUCCACCGAUAAGUGGUAAGUGGUUCAUCCUUCAAUGCGGGGAACAUGGAAUCGCUUUCAAAACCAUCACCGGUGCCGCAAAGCAUAACAGUACAAUACUGCGGGCCAGGAUGCACCGGAUGAUGAAUACGGACAUCCCCGAGGCCGUUUUGGCGGAACAGCAACCCAAAAAAAAGGCCAUACUUCGGCCUCCUCCACCGGUGACCGAUCAGAAACUAAAACGCGCGGCCGUGCUGUGCGAUCAAAACAUGGUGUCAUUGAUCCAGUUCCCGGAGAGCCCUGUCGCUUGGGUUGCUGCCGAAUAUCUCGACAAGUUCGACCCGCACGGUUCAAAGUCAAAACUGUUCCGUAUGUCGAACAUGUACGGAACUUUCUUCAAGAACGUGCCAAGUCGGAACCAAAGGGAGCUGCAGCCAUCGGUGCAGACAAAUGCAAAGGUGCGCGUGCUGAAGUCCAUGAAAGAUACAACCAUGGGGAAUAUGCUCACUAAACGAUUGAAGGACGCAAUUAUCACGACACUGUUUCCGUACUAG